Xiphophorus hellerii (green swordtail) is the source of this 795-nucleotide messenger RNA. Its product is annotated as gastrula zinc finger protein XlCGF49.1-like. Gene Ontology annotation, molecular function: RNA polymerase II cis-regulatory region sequence-specific DNA binding; DNA-binding transcription factor activity, RNA polymerase II-specific. Lineage: Eukaryota; Metazoa; Chordata; Actinopteri; Cyprinodontiformes; Poeciliidae. The record is from RefSeq and is a predicted model, not a curated record. The coding region runs from base 103 to 795 and encodes 230 amino acids. Gene Ontology annotation, biological process: regulation of transcription by RNA polymerase II. The transcript has 3 exons.
GAUAUCUUGCUGAGGCACAGAAGAAUUCACAGAUAUGAGCGGCCUUUUUCUUGUGGGACUUGUGGAAAGAGUUACAGUAACAGAGGGACUUUAACUCAUCACAUGAGAAUUCACACAGGUGAGAAGCCUUUCUCCUGUGGGUCUUGUGGAAGAAGUUUCUCCCUAAAAACUAAUUUAAAUGUUCACAUGAGAAUUCACACAGGUGAGAAGCCUUUCUCAUGUAGGACCUGUGGAAAGAGUUACAGUGAAAGAGGGCCUUUAACUCGGCACAUUAGAAUUCACACAAGUGAGAAGCCCUUCUCAUGUGGGACCUGUGGAAAGAGUUACAGUGAAAGAGGGCCUUUAACUCGGCACAUGAGAAUUCACACAGGUGAGAAGCCUUUCUCCUGUGGAUCCUGUGGAAAGAGUUUCUCUCGAAAGGACGCUCUAAAUGUUCACAUGAUAACUCACACAGAUGAGAAGCCUUUCUCUUGUGGGUCUUGUGGAAGAAGUUUCUCUCAAAAAGGUUAUUUAAAUGUUCACAUGAUAACUCACACAGAUGAGAAGCCUUUCUCUUGUGGGUCUUGUGGAAGAAGUUUCUCUCAAAAAGGUUAUUUAAAUGUUCAUAUGAAAAUUCACACAGGUGAGAGGUUUUUCUCUUGUGUGACUUGUGGAAAAAGUUUCACACAAAAACAACAUUUAUCUUAUCACCUGAAAAUUCACACAGGUGAGAAGCCUUUCGCUUGUGGGAUCUGUGGACAGAGUUUCUCUCGAAAGGACGCUCUAAAUAUAAACCUGAGGUCUACUUUUGCCUAG